AUGGCGGUUAAGUGGGAACGACAUGCAACUGUUUAUUGUUCGAUCGUUGAUGGCUCUUUGAUGGACGUAGGUGACACCUUCACAGAUGAUGAACUAAUUCCUUUUCUUCCUUUGCUCACGACUUACCUUGUUGAUCCGUCUCCGUGCGCAUCCAAGACAUUUCUUUCAAAAAUAUGUUCACUUGCAAUGGAAACCAACUUUAUGCCAUUCUUUUCACUUGACUAUUAUUAUGUUGAGAAAAAUAUCGUGUCGUGUAGAACUGAAGGCAGCGAUGGGUUUGACAGCCUAGACCCUUCUCAAAAAUUAACGACACUAUGCCGAACUCUUCAAAAAAGUAGUUCCGUGAUCCACGAAGAUUGGCUAUUACCUUGCUUGUGUGAGGAAAAUAUACAAGAGCUGGGGUGGAUGCUGUCUCUCAUUCUACUCAACAUGCCGAACAUUAUUACGGUUGAUCAUCUUGUGUCGAAAUUGUUAUGCUUCAAGGAUGGACCUGAUCUGCUUACACAGAGCGUUGCUAAUGUCUCGGAACUAUAUCUACCUUUGGUGUCACAUUUGCUUGAGAUGGCCCCCACCGACCAAGUAAUUUCAGCUGCGCGCCUCACAACUAUCACAAACCUGGUCGCACUCAACCCUCCACUCUCUCAUUCGAUUCUCAGUCGAAUGGCUGAAACUCGUAAAGAUUGUAUGUUUGCAACGCGCAUAGUUUGCGAACGUCUCGGUGAUGAGGCUGCUUGUCAUUUUCUUCGAACGCAUCUGAUGGACAGAAAAGGUCUCGUUUCCACUCUGAUUGGGAAAAGUGCUGCGAAACACACCGCAGCAGUUGUUUUGAAUCGUUUGUUGUCUAUGAUCGGAGCUGCACUUACUUCGCAAUCAGCUGAGCCUUUGACAGAUUUGCUAUUAUCUAUGAUUUGCUUAUAUCAUCGCUGUGGACUAAAACUGCCACCCUCCGACCUCACUACAAUUACUACAUUUAUGUGCCGUCGACAUAUAGAAUCAGACGCGCAUUUGACAGCUGCACUAGCUGCUCUUAUUGCAACGCCAACGCUUACUCUCUCAAUGAGUGUUCCCGUGGCACUAAGCUACCAGGUGGAGCCGCACAUUUCCUCGUGGCUGGAAUGGAUGCGAACUGAAACGGAAACUAGCCGACGCCCUGUCUUAGCUAGAGACAUCCUUUAUGUUGGUUUGGGUAUCGUCGGAAGCCGUUCCGAUGCCAUUUGUGCGUAUUUCGCAGAGACACUCCGAUUACAAAAAGUGUUAGUGCAUCAACGGCAGCUGGAUCAGUGGAAAACUCUUUUUGUAAACUCAUGUCUCACUGAAGCGGAUCUCACAGUCAGAUGCGCAACACUACCAAUCACGCAUUCACUAUCUACUUCUUCUGGUAACAGAUUACCCAUCCAUGCUAUGGCAGAACUCAUGUCUGCGAACGCAUUCACGAAACACAAUGUGGAUAUAAGUUCUUGGAUGGAGAAACAGCUAGUUGAACUGGCGUUGCCAAUUCACCCACAUCUUCCUGACCUGACGAUACGUUUUGCCAACGAAGCUGCGCAGAAGAAUGUGGCAGGGCUGUCACCACAGUUUGUUGAGGAAGUCUUCUUUGGGGAACUUCUGGACGAGUCUAGGCUCACUGUCCGCAUUUUGGUUUUGCUGUACCUUCUGUGCUAUAGAACAAAGAAGAGCGCGGUCAAAGGAGAGGAGAUGUAUCCUAAUUCUAUCUACACUCGUCUGCCAAUAAGAUACUUACUGAGUGUUAUGGAGACGAGAUACGACGAUUUUUCUAGGGCAAGAUGCCAUCUCAUUCGACUCGCAACAGAUCUUUUUCCUUACAUGCUGCCAACUGUGCACAGUAUGGAAAUCGCAAAAUCGCGUUGUGCAGGCAGAAAGGUGAUGGAUAGCGCGAAAGAGUUCGAAGAGGCUCUAUGUUCGACCAAUUUCAUGGUGUCAUUAAGAGCUGCACAAAGGCUGGAUAGUGCUCCUCUUACUGAUCAAGUGCGGUUCGUUCCCUGUGUAGCGCGUGCUUUCUUAUUUUCGCUCGAGUCCAUGCCACAUUCGUAUGCCGAGAUUAUAGCAAAGGUCUGGAAGCGCCUGGAAAAUGUGGUUCCAAGGAUGCUUUACGAGUCCUGUGUAUCAGCGUGGUGCACAUCAGUUACUUCAGAGCAGUGUUAUACGCAUCCAUGUCUACUCUUCAGAUGUGACAGACGUAUACUAUCCUCGCCGCUACAUUUCUCUUGUUUCUUGAAAAUCGUUUACUUCUAUGAUCAGACAUGUCGCAUAGAACUGAUGUCACAAGUGCAGAAUUCUCCACAUCCAAGCAGUGAGGAGGAUCGUGCGUCGCGAGACGUACUUACCCAUGCCUUUGACCAUUCGCAGACUUCAAUUCUUAUACAAACACUGAUUGAAAUGAGUGACGCUAGAAGAAUGAAGGAUGAUGUUCGAGACAGUGCUGCUAUUGCUCGACGAUAUGAAGUGAGAAAAUUGGCAUGCGACUUCAUUCAUCAAAUGUUCAUUCAGGACAAAAACCUUAUGAAGCUCGUUCUUUUUCAGACAUGGCCAAUAGAGAUGAUUCGCCCGUUGGUGGAGUGUGUUCCGUCUAUGUUUGUAGCUACGGAGUUUAUUCAAGAAAUGUUAGCUCUGCCUGACUUAAAGAGGCGGAUCUUUGCUGUUUGCCUCAUGGCCGAAGUAGGACGAAAGUACCGGCUCCCAGAAUCUGCUGCAUCCCUAAACCUAGUAAUGGAUGUCCUGAACACUCUGCUGAAAUAUGCUCAGAUGCCAGGGAAUCAUGCUCUUUUCACUGCAAUCACACCUUCGUUAGGGCACAUUGUUCCUAUAUUCCCUUCGUUCGCCCAGUUAGUAUCUACUCUACUACUACGAAUCUCGUCAAUAACGCGAACACAGUUAGCAAUGAACUGUCUUGAUGUCCGGCCUCGAGGUAGCCGGGAACGGAAGCUUACCACUGUUGUGGAACGAGUGGUUAGCUCUCGCAUGAAGGUCACUGACUGA
This is a messenger RNA of Necator americanus (New World hookworm), 2997 nucleotides long. RefSeq lists its product as uncharacterized. The record is from RefSeq and is a predicted model, not a curated record. NCBI's taxonomy places the organism in Eukaryota, Metazoa, Nematoda, Chromadorea, Rhabditida, Ancylostomatidae. The coding region runs from base 1 to 2997 and encodes 998 amino acids. Gene Ontology annotation, cellular component: integrator complex. The transcript has 23 exons. Gene Ontology annotation, biological process: snRNA 3'-end processing.